CCGUGCGAUGGUCUCCAAUUCAUUCAGUCAGACGUCUGUGUCUCUUGGCCUGGCGUCUCCACGAGUACAUCCAUCCAUGGCCAUGAAUACUUGCAGAGACUCGAGCUACGGGUGAUGAAACAACCAAAGGAAAUCGGCUUCUACGUCUUCGAGUCUGUCUGUGUGUGACCGCUUCUUCCUUCCAGAUGUGGACCUUCCAGAUGUGGAGGUGUGCACUGUCAGAAGUAAACCUUCUCAUUGAAGGCCCUGAACAUUAUAUAACACAAUACAAGACAGUGGGUGACAAAGAAAGGGAGGUCCGAAUGGGCAGUCAGUAGGGUAACACCAAUGCGACAUGGAUGAAUCGACGUGUACUCACUUCAAGUAGAGAUUGUAGGGGCUUUGCUUCUCGGCUGCAAGCAUGCACAAACCAUCGAAUCAAGAACCAGCCCCCUCCCCCCACUCACUCACUCACCCUUCGCCAGCGCCUUUCUGAUCUCGACUUCGUUGGCGAAGCCGAGCUUCUCCUUGAGGAUGAAGUGGGUGGCGGCGCGGAGGAAGAACGAGUGGCUGGCGAACAGAGUGCCGUCCUGGAGCAUCGGGGCCUCCCCCCCGCUGCCCUUGGGGAUCGAUUUGUGGAUGGGCCACCAGGCAACUGUGUUCAUCAACACCCAUAGAUGCGAACGAGACACAGGCCGUGUGCGCGUGUCUGUGUGUGUGCAUGUGUUGCCGACCGACCUUCGGAAGAGUCGGACCCUCCGGGCAGGUCGGUGAGCUCUUUAGCGAGGUUGUCAGGGAGGUUGUCAGGGACCAUCCAUCCCAAAACGAACGACUCCAUCCAGGCGUUGUCGGUGUUGCGGGGGUCGUCAACUGAACGAACGCACGAGUAAAUCAAAUGGUGAGCCAUCGAUCCACUAAGGGAAUCAGUACAUUCAUACCAACGUUGGUAUCCUUUCCUGUAAUACGUACGUACCGUAUCCUGCGUACACCGGUGUAGCCGACGACUGCAGUGUCUCGACACCGCCGUGCUCCUCGUUUCCCGAGAUGUGCACCUCGCAGUCGGCUUCCUUGCACUUGUCCUCGCCGUUCUUGCAGGCGAACUUGAUGUCGCCUUCGGCGACCUCCAGGCCCAGUGUUUUCAUCAUGGCCUGGAAGCUCGGCUUCUCUUGGAUGGUGCUCCAGUUGUCGCAGAUGGACUCGCCCUCCUUGCCCGUCAAUGUUUCCUCGAUCAGCUCCCUGAUCGACCGGCAAAGAGACAGUCUCGAGACAUUGCGUGUGUGUAGCGUGUGUAUGUGUAUGUGUAUGUGUAUGUGUAUGCUUGACCGUGCGGCAGUGAUCACUGGCGUGUGAUACUCCUGUCCACGUCAGCCAACACACACGCAUGUCCACACUGGACACGAGUGUGUCUCCGUCUCUCGUCUGUCCACACGCGGCGCACCUUAUCGUCGACCAUUCCGCCAGGGAAAGCCCAGUCGCCGCUGUCCUUGCGCUUGAUGAGCAAAAUCUCAAGCUCCUCAGUCGUGGGAUUCUUGCGAAACAAGGUGACAGGCCAAGUAAAGGAAGAGUCAAGGAAGAUCUCAGGUGCGGUACCUUGCGGCCCAACUGCAUCGACACCAUUGCAUCCAAGAGUGAGCGCUCAUUCCCGUCCGUCCGUUUCUCUCCGCUUACUGACCAAGGAGUCUGCGGCGAAGUUGGGGCCCCACUUGCCGAGGCCACCUCUGCUGAUGACGCCGGUGCAGUGUCUCGGGUUCACCGGAAAGCCCACAGGGAAGCCCUCCCACACACUGUGGCUUGUGCCGCGUGUGAUCUUGUCCUUCAGCAGCCAAGUGGGCAGCGGGGAGGGGAACGCGAGACCCUGCUCAAGCCGGUCAAUGGUGGGGAUGGUGAAAGCAGUCAGCUCGCCCAUCACCGCCUCGCCCGACACGGCCACGGUUUGUUCCGAGGUGUCGUAGAGAUCCGUGCAGGGCGAAGUGUUGGCCUUGUCCUCGAUGGGAGAAAAGGUCCGGCGGGUGUGGCCGAGUUGAUCGUCGCGCUUGCUGCCGCGGAUGAUGGCCAUGGUUUUUCCGUCCAGCAGAUGCCUAGACUGUCUUUUGCUCUCCAGGACCUCCAGAGCUUCGUCACACCAUCUACGUGCACACAAAGACAACCAGAUGCACCGAGACAUACACACCAUGUGAUCCGAUCCCGGCCUCUCCACACUCUCACUCACGGGGGGGCCUUGCCCGACAGCCACUUGUUGACUAUAUAUCACCACAAAGACGAGACAUAUAUGUGCAUGAGACAUGUGAAGGGCCGGACGAUCUAUGUAUCGUCUGCAUGUGCGCUGUGCGUUUUGCGAUCACCGUGGCAUUGAUCAAAGUAGACAGGUUUGGUGGCGUUAGGGGCGUCCUCCACCAGGCCCCCUCCAGCAUUCUUGGUCUUGUUGACCAGCUUCAUGAAGCCCUCCUCCCGGCGGUUGGACGGCUCCCUCUCGCCUGACGCCACCUCGUAGAAUCCUUUGUAGACGAGCCCCGCCUGCUGCUUCGCAAACGGCCCAGCACGCGCGAUUGUCACAUUGAGAUUGGCGUGGCGGCCAACAUGCCGACCGACUAAGGAGGCCGGGAGGAUGGCAUUGCAUUGCAGGCCGGAAGCAGCAAAAGCAAACAGGAUCAGAGACGCCGUUGGUACCAUGACAGCUGCCUGAGGAGAGACUGCGAGACGAAGCACCC
This is a messenger RNA of Vitrella brassicaformis, 2687 nucleotides long. The record is from the annotation of a GenBank genome assembly. NCBI's taxonomy places the organism in Eukaryota, Vitrellaceae.